Gymnodraco acuticeps is the source of this 7231-nucleotide messenger RNA. Its product is annotated as putative ferric-chelate reductase 1. The transcript is spliced from 6 exons. The record is from RefSeq and is a predicted model, not a curated record. Gene Ontology annotation, biological process: regulation of glutamate receptor signaling pathway. Lineage: Eukaryota; Metazoa; Chordata; Actinopteri; Perciformes; Bathydraconidae. Bases 34 to 828 code for a protein of 264 amino acids.
CAUGCUGCCCUCGGGUGAAAGUAGCUCUGCAGUAUGCGAACCAGGGCAGGAGUGAACAUCACUCGAGAUGGCUGUGGAGUCUCCAAACUGUGUGUGGAGACUCCAAAUAACUGUGACCCCUCUGGAAACUCUUCCUGUCUGUUUGCCUCCGCGGUCUCCUCCGUCCCAGUGCCUCCCUACGGGGUUGACCUCUCCGUCGAGCUGAGCGGAGAGUCUGCAGGAUACAUCGCUGUGGGACUCACUGCCAACGCCUCAGAGGGGACCAGCAUGCUUGUCAUCUGCGCUCAGAACAGCUCGGACAACGGGACGUUCUUCUUCCGGACAAUGCAGAGGAACAACACUGACAAUAUGCUCACUCCAACUGAGACGAGAGUGAAAGAAAUCCGUGGCAUGGUGAACGGAAAUAUGAUCAAGUGUGAGUUCACUGUCCCCAACCUGAACGCCUCCAACAUCAGGAGCAGUGAAGCCACUACCUUCUCCGUCCUGCUCGGGAACGGAAGCUUUGACGGAAGUGUUCUCGGUGCCUUCAAUCUCUUGUUCGGCAGCAAACCACUGGACCUCAUCAAACCCGACAGCAACGUCCCCCCCACAGCAGCACCCACCACCACAGCACCCAUCAGCAACACCACCAUCAUGCCCAGCAACACCACCAUGCCCAGCAACACCACCAUGCCCAGCAACACCACCAUGCCCAGCAACACCACCAUGCCCAGCAACACCACCAUGCCCAGCAACACCACCAUGCCCAACAACAGUGGAGCUCUCCAGCCUCAUGCUGUGCUGCUCCUGCUGAGCGUCCUCACGCUCUCCGUCCUGCUGAGAGUCUGAGAGGAGAGAGAGCUGUCCAGUUUGAUGCCAUGAAGAAAGAAAGAAACCGAGUGUCAAGUUAUUUAUUAAAAUAUUUUCACUGAACUCAUUAAGACAUGUUUGAAGGUCAUUUUGCACUUUGUUUGUUCAUGAGAUGUACUUUGUGAUCAAACUCCAGAUUAAACACUUGUUAUGGUUUAAAUGCCUUAAUUGGUUAUAUGUAAAGCGUAUUUGAGCAUUAGGAAAAGCGCUAUACAAAUCCCAUGUAUUAUUAUUAUAAUAAAUUAUGUUAUUAAUUUCCUGCAUAGGGCUAUUGAAAAAGUGUUGUAAUUACAGGUUUGCAUUUAUGUAAUAUGUUUCCAUCUGAUCCAGCCUAUCUAGCACCUGUAGUGGCAAUUUCUUAUGUUACCUUAUAUGCUUCUAAAAGCAUUGUCUAAAACAACUAUACCAUUUCCUGAUAUGUGCUGUUUUCUCUUUAUACUCUAAUGAGGGGUUUUAUUCCCAAGCGCUUCAAGGCCACAGAGCUGAUUUGGCAGACUUUGAAACUACUCCCGGCUCAAGGACACGGGUGUCUCACACAAAGUUUGAACUCCCAUAACAAUAUGAGACCGUGUGAAAGCAGUUUUCUGAGGAAACUCUGUCUGCCCGCCCUUUCUUGUAUAUAAGCUUUGCUAUUUUGUGACUAUUGCGCACACUCCUGCAGACUAUCCUAUACUCUGUGAGACCUGUGUCUUUGAAUAUAUUCAAAUAAAUAACCAGAAAGACAACUCUGUUUGUUGCACCAUUUAUUGUUUGAUCAUUCUGACUCGUGUAUCUCCACAGUAUUGACUGGGUCUAAGAUUUCCGUAACAAUUUAGCGUUGUCGGCAGGAUCUCUGCAAGUUCGAUUGGGGACACCUACGGACGCUGGUGGUCGCGCUCCAGGAUCCUCGGAUUCUCCUCUACCUCGACAGAAACCGUACGGGACGAGAGGACCAGCGCCGGGGUAGAACCGAUUGACUUCACGAGAUCCAACGAACUCAAAAGGCUUUCAAUACUCGGUGAGAUGUACAGUGUCUAAAUUGUUUAAAGUUAAACGUAAUUAAACUCCAUGACAUUUAUGAGAGGGACUGCUCGAAAGUAGGAUAUUUGGGAUAUCCGUCGUAACCAGGGUUUACGAUCAGUUUUUGGGUGAUUUGUACUGAGGAACAAGUAUCACAUCACCAGUGGGUGAAAAAUAGUGUUUUGGUAACACGGGGUGUUCAGAUAACACUUAAAGACUUUGUUAUGGAACGCAAAGCAGAGUAGGGGGCUAGUACACCCUCCUGAGGGUCCGAUUGUGGAUGUCAUGCGAGCAAAACAUGGUGAAAACAGUCUGUCUAAAUUAAAUAUCUGGAUGGAAAUGUUCGGAUUUCCAAAGGGAGGUUCUUUGAGUAAAUUAAAAAUCAAAAACCUAAGGGAUAAAUUACAAGAGUGUCAAGAUGGAAUGAAAAAGAAGAGUAGAGUUAAAGUAAAAUACUUUUAGAAAAGCUGGAAACUCACAGAAAGUGUUUAUAAUACUGGGAGGAUGAAGCAGAAUGCCGUGAAAGGAGGCAGUUGGCCUCGGCAAUAAAGAAAAUAUUAAGGUUGAAGAUGAAUGUGAAGAAAAGAAGGAAAAUAAAUUAUUUCCAAAACCAUGUAAACCCCAGACAUCUCUGUAUCCUUCCAUUGCAGGCCUGAAUGACCCUCUCCUCGACUCUGGGUAUCCUUUCCCUCCCCCGGCAUACAACCCUGGCAAUCCGGCUGGCCCACCUCAACCACCUCCCCCGCCACUACAAGCCCCAACCAUGCAGUCAGCAGACUCCCCGUCAACUCCAAGCUCGUCCACCCCCAUCAGGCCCAAGUAUUCCGGGACAACAGCGGGAUAAACAAACCCGAUGUCCUCGGGGACCAAGUAGGUGUUUGGGGGACACACCUCAGUAAUGCCUUCCUCAACGGACUCACAGCCACAGCGCAAGCCACGCAGAAUGCUGGCCGCUCACAAUACCGAGGGAGAGGCAGAGGAGGUUUUCCGAGGCAGAGGACGAGAAGCAAGACCUUCAAACGGCGAAAGAUGUUUCAAGUGUGGCAGUGUUGAACAUUGGAUCCGGGACUGCCCACAGAACACUGGCAGCGGAGGCAGAGGGGGACAGCAAGGACGGGGCCAUUCACAAUCAGACUGAAAUACACCAGAUGGGGAGGAAGGGGCCCAAUCGAGCGAGACGGAAAUUCAGCCAGCAGCAUCUGAACAGGGAAGUGACACACACACACACACACAUCAUGCUAUUGAGUAAUUGGAAAAUGUAGAAGACAUGUCUGGUUAAAGGGUACAUAUUUGAAAUAUGACAGUGAAACAGCAUUUAAGAAAUGUCCCACACUAACUUUAGCUAUCAUGGGUGUUUGAUGUUACAUUUUUGGUUGAUUCUGGGGCUACACAUUCUGUGGUAAAAAGGGCAGAUUUGCCUGAUUGCAAAUUUAGUGGUAGAUUUAUUCACUCAAUAGGAGCGGCUGGGGUAACUGUGAAGGAGAAGUUUUCUGUACCACUUCAGUGUAAAGAUAACGGUGAUGACAGUCAUCCAUUUCCCACAUCAGUCAAAAACAGUUUUCUUUUAUCAUCUGUCUGCCCAAUAAAUUUACUAGGCAGAGAUCUGAUUCUCCGGUUCGGCUUGGACCUCAUUUUUCCACAAAUGAGGGUCUUAAAGUCCGACAGCCAUCUCCUACGAUGGUUCAAAAACUCUCAUUUGAUGAUGGAGAUCUGUUGAAUGUGUAUCAAUGGCUGCUGACAUAUCCUGAUUCUCAGGCGUUGUUGCGUUUGACUGAUCAACGUGUUUUUCCACCUGCUGUGUUCAUGGAAGCUCCUCAUUUGCAUUGUACUGCUAACGUUGUUGACGAUCCAUGUCAAUACUAUGAUGAGAGGUUUCUGUUAGAAUGUGUAAAUGAUGAACUCAUGCUUAAAACUAUGUAUUGGAGUUAGCUGCGCAGCGCUAUUUCUGUUACACUCGCACCCACACAACACAAGCUGUAUCAAAUCCCAGGGGCGGUCCCACACAUUUCACUAGCCAGGGGCCCCACUGAUAGAUGGAGGGAUUUGGGUCCAAUCGUUAAAGAUUGGGAGUCAGUCACUGAUUGGGCACCUACACACACAGAAUAUGUCAUGUACUCUAUGUCACGUGACGUGUAUAAAAUGAAAAUUUGCACGAACGUAGCCGUUCUGCGCACAUUGCUGUUGGUUGAGGAGGAUGACGUUGGUGAUGCCAUUUUUCCCGCCUUUACGGGUAAUUCUCAUAUUUCUGAGAUUCCUGCCGCGCUUUCAGAUGUGCCAUACUCACUCUGGGCAGCUCACAAAUAUGACGUAGGUUUAAUCCGCUCUGCUGAGCCUGUAGUUAUCACUCCUAAGUCCACGUUCCGUCCAAAUCAACCCCAGUACCCAUUGAAACGUGAAGCUGUUGAUGGCAUUCGGCCAGUGUUUACCUCUCUGCUUAAACAAGGGGUCAUUAUUCCGUGUAACGAUUCCCCGGUACGCACUCCAGUGUUUCCUGUCAAAAAGAUCAGAGACAAACCUCCUGACGAAUGGAGAUUUGUCCAGGAUUUACGAGCUGUAAAUGCAGCUGUAAAUGCAGCUGUGCAUGCACGCGCACCGCUCGUCCCAAAUCCUUAUCUGAUUAUUUCCCAAGUUCCAGCCUCUGCAGCAUUUUUUACUGUCAUAGAUCUCUCAAAUGCAUUUUUCAGUGUCCCUGUACACAAAGACAGCCAAUUCUGGUUUGCAUUUGAAUAUGAUGGUAAACCUUACACAUUCACAUGUUUGUGUCAAGGCCUUUGCCUGAAGACGGUGAUGAACACGACUGUGUUGCCGAACUUCUCAUUGUGUGCACACCUAGACCGGACUUAAAAGACGUUCCUCUGACCAACGCUGACCUCAUUUUGUAUGUUGAUGGGUCUGCCUCUCGCGACCAAGGGGGCACUAAUCGGGUGGGUUUUUCUGUUGUUUCAGAUUCUGCUGUACUCCAUUCCGGCCCACUCCCAUGCCACCUCUCAGCACAAGCAGCAGAGUUCAUCGCACGUUUGCAGGCAAAACUGUGACUAUCUACACUGACUCACGUUAUGCUUUCGGAGUAGUACACGAUUUUGGGGCUAUUUGAAAGUGUAGACAAUUUCUGAAAUCUGAUGGCAAACCAGUACUUAACCAUGUACUGGUUGCAGGCUUACUAGACGCCAUUCUGCUCCCAUUUGAAGUUGCAGUCUGUAAAUGUGCCGCACACGCAAGCAGUACAGGCCCAAUUUCCCUAGGAAAUGCGCCUACUGACUCAGCCGCAAAGGCAGCUGCUCUGAUUCCUCUCGCACCUCACGCACACUCAUUUGUUAAAAUCCCUGUCUCCUCCUUCACUGACAAAAUGUCAUCACUGACUUCCAUGCAGCAGCUAGCUACACCAGUUGAGAAGGCUCAGUGGAAGGCUGCUGGGACUGUUUUUGACCCAACCUCCAGCAUCUGGGUUGGUCCAAAUUCCAAUCCAUGUCUCCCAAGACAUUUCUUCCCUCAUUUUGCUAAGUUGACACAUGGGUUGGAUCAUGUGUCAAAAGGAGGGAUGUUAGAGGCUAUCAAUCAGGAGUAGUUCACAAGGGGGUUCACAGUAACAGCUCAAAAGCACUGUGAAGAAUGCCUAAUUUGCAUUACGCGGUGGAAAGAGAGAACGGCACAAUAAAAAACAAGCUAGCAAAAUGCUGUGCAGACACAGGUCUGUCAUGGACACAGGCUCUGCCCAUUGUGCUGAUGUACAUGCGGAUGCGGAAACUAACACGGAGCCAACUCAGCCCAUUUGAAAUCCUUUUUGGGGCUCCUCCACAGAUUGGACUCAAGGCUCCAGGAUGUCCUCUUCCCUCCACAACUUUGUGUGAGGAUGCUAUGUUGUCAUAUUGUGUUAACCUGUCAUCCACUUUAGCAGACAUCCGACGUCAGGUAGCCGCAGCCUUACCUACCCCUGCCACUGGUCCACUUCACCAUCUCCAACCCGGCGACUUCGUGCUGGUCAAGGAUUUCCGGAGAAAGAGCUGGAAAUCCAAUCGGUGUCAAGGUCCCUACCAGGUGCUUCUCGUCACCCAGACAGCGGUCAAGGUUGCCGAGAGAGCCACGUGGGUCCACGCCAGCCACUGCAAGGUCGUAGUCACAGGGAAGGAGAAACGGUAGAAGCAGACGACAACAAGUGACGUGCCAAGUCACCAACGGAAGAAGCAGACGACAACAAGUGACGUGCCAAGUCACCAACGGAAGAAGCAGACGACAACAAGUGACGUCCCAAGUCACCACCAGCACCACACUUGCACUACAUACACCAAAACUCACACUACACACAAGGUGUCACGAGCGAGUGCCAGCUGAGCGGUUUCAUAUGCCUCUGGUUCCUCAUUUGUGUUAUCGGUGUGCGGGGUCUGACUGUCCGUGUCACAAAAUCAACCGAGGGAAUACACACACACACCAGAUGGAGCAUCCCCGCCUCGUGAUGAGGGCUCGCCUGGAAAGACGACAACGCAACCGUGAGCAAUGUGGAAAGUGCGGAUACUACUGCAGAGCCUGGACAAUCAUAGAAUAAUUACACCCCUGGUGAUCAUUUUCGGCCUAUUAAUCAGUUGUACCUGUUUCAUUAUCCCAAUACUGAAGAAGUGCGUUUCCAGCAUGGUAUCCUCAGCUUUCGUUCAGUAUGCUGCUAUUCCACUACAGGACAAUCCUACUUUGCGCCACAGCUACGAGAAUCGUAUACCUUGUACAUUCCACCGUACCCCUGUUCGUGAGCUAGAAUCAGAAGAGUCUGAUUUCGACACUACAAUAUAAUCCAUGUGAAUCGAGUGUACCCUCCUCUUAUGCUUACAUUAUAUUGGAGUCUGUCCUCCACAAAAACAGCCAGUUUUCUAUGAUAUAUUUGUGAUGUGUUUACUUAAACCAGCGAUGGAGUGUAUUCAUUGAUGUGUUAUAUCAGUCUAUCCUGUCAUUUGUUAUUUUUUUAUGAUUGAUCAAGUAUGAUCAAAAGGGGAGAAUGUAGUGGCAAUUUCUUAUGUUACCUUAUAUGCUUCUAAAAGCAUUGUCUAAAACAACUAUACCAUUUCCUGAUAUGUGCUGUUUUCUCUUUAUACUCUAAUGAGGGGUUUUAUUCCCAAGCGCUUCAAGGCCACAGAGCUGAUUUGGCAGUUUAUGUUGAAACUACUCCUUUUUACACAAAGUUCGCUACGGCUCAAGGACACGGGUGUCUCACACAAAGUUUGAACUCCCAUAACAAUAUGAGACCGUGUGAAAGCAGAUUUCUGAGGAAACUCUGUCUGCCCGCCCUUUCUUGUAAGCUUUGCUAUUUUGUGACUAUUGCGCACACUCCUGCAGACUAUCCUAUACUCUGUGAGACCUGUGUCUUUGAAUAUAUUCAAAUAAAUAACCAGAAAGACAA